GGGUGGUCUUUUUGGUAUAAACCUUUACCUAUACUCUGGUUUACAGUUUUGUUUCAAAGCAUGGCAUGUUGAGUAUUUUGGGCAGCAAAAUUUCUAUUAUAGGUUCUAUUAUAGGAAAACCUAUUCUGUGAGAUCACUUAAAGACAGACAUUGAAGUAUACAUAAAACUGUAAAACAAACAUAUAUUAUUUCCACUGCCACUUCCAUAUAGAAUGUGUAUGGAGUGUGGUUUGGAAUUUAUUAUUUAGUUUAGCCCCCCCCCCCGAAUCUCUUACUGGAGAUUGUUGCAAGUCUGCUAAGAAUUGACUAGUUUUAGACUUCCCUGCCCCCCCAGACUGACAAAUGUGUGGUUUCAGGUGUCCAUACUCAGAAAAAAAGUAUGCUAUUCAUAUUCUUCCUGACCGGUUUGUGGUGGGGGUGGGGCUGUUGCUGUGAGUCUUCUGUAAAUGCAUCUGAGUUGCAGACCAACAGCCUAACUAAUGCAAUGUUGCUGUUGUGGUGUCUUCCUUUCUGUGCUGCGUCUGGUACUUCGGUGGCAGGCCAGUUCAGACAGUGACUGGUGGCUUUUUUGCGGAGAGGAGGCUGUUAUCAGCCAGUUAAGUUCCUGAACUAGUUUGCUUUGGGUUCAGAUGGCUGUAGGUGCAGCAAGGACAACGAGGAGGGCUGUAUAGGCCUUUAUAAAGUGUGGGCAGGAGGACUGCACCUUUCAGAGACUACAGUGUCUAAUUAUCAGCAUGAGCCUUGGUUGUAUUGCUUUUGAAUUAUGAUUACUUGCAGAAAUAAUAUAAUGAUAUUAGGACCAGAAUCUUAUCAAAAGUUCAUAUACGCCUAACCAACGAGUGAGACAGGCAAAUGCAGUAACUUUACCCUCUCUAUUUUCAGUUCAGCUAAUUGACUGUAGUUAGUAACUCUUGGUGGAUAUCUUUUUCAGCUCAUGCAGCCUCUUUCAACUCAUGUAGCCAUUCAGCAUGCACAGCAUCCCUUUAGUAAGGAGUUGCAAGCUGUGUGAAGAACUACCUCCGGAAACUUAUUUUGAUCCUUGCCAACCUUGCUUGUUGUCCCCCCCAUAGUUGUCAUUUCUGUUCAAUCUAAAGGGUCCUAGUUAGCUGCAUUGGUCCUUAUGUGAAAUUUAUUUUGCUACUUAGCAUUUCUUGUCUUCCUUCAAAGAUUUUUUUUUUUUUGCGCCUUCUGUAUUCUCUUUUGAGAUAGGAACGGGUAGCUAGCAAACCAGCAUGCAGGUUUUAUAGCUGCAGGGAUGUGCUGUGGUUUUGAGCAGUUAACACUCUGCUUUGCUUUACCUUAUUACUCUUCUAAUAUUUAAUCUGCUUUCUUGGCCAUUGUGAUGAGCAUUGAGGUGAUUUUUCAUUAAAACAGCUGCCAUAAUAACUCAGUGUUGCUCUUGGCUGGUAAUUGUGAGUUUGAAGGCUGCUGUAUUACACAUUAGGAUUGUUUUGUUCCCCAAGUACCACUGCACACUUGUCUAUGCUGGAUUUCAUUGCUUGCUGUCGUAAAUUGUUUCUACAGUUCUUUCCAGUUAACACUUUACCAAGAAAAAAAAACACAGUAUCAUCACAAAAUGUUGUCUCAUUGCUUGAAAUCAUUUAUGAACGUAUUUAUACUGUGCCUCUUGGGUCAAUGUAUUGUGAAAUGCCAUGGUGGGAACUAAUGUUUUAUUUCUACCUUUGUUUGACCAUUUGGAGGCAAAAACCACUAAAGGACUUUUGUCCUCUCUGUCUACUUUGUUUCUCCUAAGCCUUUUGUGUUUUCCUAUACAAGGGACCUUCUUAAAAGUAUUUCAGAGAACUUGCAAUAGAUGUGUGAGGCAGUACUAUUUUAUAAAGUGUUUAUUCUUUCUUGUAAGAGGAACAGUAUUUAUCUACAAGUCUGCUAAUUCUCUUCCAGUUGACCUGGAUAUUUGCUGUAUUAAGCUAACAGACUUUCAAACAGGAAUUAUUAAAAUAAAUUUGGUGGAAAGUCAAAGUCUACUUACAAAAUGUAAAUCAGUCUCAGCUGUUGUUGGUGAGGAGAAAAAAUUACCAGUCCCAUUAUCAGUAACUCCUUUGCUAUGGAGCAGCUAUAAACAAACUGUCAGAGAUGGGACACUGGCCUGUUCAAGUUGCAGAGCCUUAAACAAAGUUAGGCGUGCAGCUUUGGAACUAAAAAUGUAGGCCACUUAACCUGACUUAUAAGCCCUUUAUUUAGGUCAUGGGGAAUUGGAAAAAUCUGUGAGGGAUUCACAGACUUUUAAGUCAGAAAGAAAUCCCAAAGAGGGAUAUAUCUGAUUUUUGGUUUAGUCCAUGCUUUGUUGCCCAGUCUGGCUCUUGAGAUAGGUGGCCAGGUGUAACUCUGAUUGGCACUUCAUAGCUUUCUUGAAGCCAGUUACUUGUCGCUUCCAUAUGCUAUGGAGUGCUUUACCUUUCUCUUUACAGCAUGACUAGUGGCGGUGUGUUUCCCCACCUGCUUCUUACUUCCUCAGGAUGUAGGAGAUCUCAGUUAGGGCGCUCUUCUCCAUCUGAGGAAACCCAGGCCCUGAAGUGCAGAUAGUCUACUCUUCUGCUUAUAUUGAAGCUGUGCCGUUAUGAAGGAAAAAACAGUCCAAGAGUAGGUGAGCAAAGUGGGCCUGACUACAGUGCAAUGAGAUAAGCUAUGUGCCAGAGUGUGGAAGAAAUAUGGUUUUCAGUCUUUGCUUAGAAUACUGCCUAUGAGUCAUGUCUUAGCUGUUGAUUAAAGGAGGAGAGACGACCCAAAGCCCUUGGCCUUCUGCUUGCUGGGAGACUGCAGCAUAAUGGCUAGUCUGUCACAGAAUUGGUUGUUGAAGACUAUGCUGGAAGAUGGCAGGUUCCUUUGCCUCAGCUUCAGGUGCUCCAGACGGCGCUUUGUUGUUUCACCUCUGCCUGUGUAUCAUUCCCAGCUGAAUGUGAGCACGUACAAUACGUAUUGAGUAGCCUAGCUUUGAAUGUCAGAACCUUCUAAGUAGAUACAGAAAUAUGAACCUGGAGCUAGUGACUCGCAUCAUCCGAGAUGGGGGACCAUGGGAGGAUCCAGUAUUGCAAGCAAUUCUUAAAGCAAAACCUGUGUCACAGGAAUUAGUUAACAAAUAUUUAAGCUCUGAAAAUCCACUGUUCUUUGAACUACGUGCCAGAUACCUUAUUGCCUGUGAACGCAUCCCUGAGGCAAUGGCUCUUAUCAAAUCUUGCAUAAAUCAUCCAGAUAUCAGUAAAGAUCUGUAUUUCCAUCAAGCUCUUUUCACCUGUCUUUAUAUGUCACCAUUAGAAGAUCAGCUAUUCCAGGAGCACUUGUUGAGGACUGAUUGCAAGAGUGGAAUUGAGAUCAUCUGCAACACUGAAAAAGAAGGGAAGACUACCUUAGCCUUACAGCUAUGUGAAUCGUUCCUAGUCCCACAGCUUCAAAAUGGGGACAUGUAUUGUAUAUGGGACCUGAUCUUCAUUUGGAGUAAACUGCAGCUUAAAUCUAACCCAUCAAAACAAGUAUUUGUUGACCAGUGCUACCAGCUUUUAAGAAUUGCUACAAAUGUCAGAGUAAUUUUCCCUUUCAUGAAAGUCAUUAAGGAUGAAGUUGGUGAAGAUGGUCUUCAGAUAUGUGUUGAGAUAUGUGGAUGUGCCCUACAGUUGGACCUCCGUGAAGAUCCCAACAUGAAAAGUCUUAUUUAUAAAGCAAUUGCUCAUUUUCUGCCAAAUGACUUAGAGAUCCUCAGAAUUUGUGCUCUUUCAAUCUUUUUUCUUGAGCGCACCUUGGAAUCUUACUACACUGUUGAACAUUUAUAUAAAUGUGCAGACGAAGAAUACAAUGAGUGCACUAGUUCUGUUCAAAACCGUGUACGUUUUGAAUUGCUUCCAAUUUUGAAAAAAGGUUUGUUUUUUGAUCCCGAGUUUUGGAAUUUUUUGAUGAUCAAGCAGAAUUGUUUAGCAUUAUUGGGGGAUAAAGCCUUUGUUGGCUUAAGCGAAAGUACACUGGAAAACUCUACUGCAAGUACCGAGAAGAUAACAGAGUAUAGGGCUCUGAGUGAGGAACGUGUCUGUUUAACAGAUGUAAGCAAUGGGGAGCUUGACCCUGAAGACCUCUCUGAAGCCCAGUCCAAAGGUAACACCAAAAAGAACCAUGAAGAUCUUGAGGCAUCUAAAGUGGUAGAUCAAACUGUACCAAGGCACCGCUGUGUGAUAUGCAACAAGGAAUUUCUUGGUGGUCACAUUGUGAAACAUGCACAAGCUCACCAAAAAAAGGGCAGUUUUUCCUGUGUACUUUGCACCAGAAAGUUCAGGCAAAAAGGACUUAUGCUGAAGCACUUGAAGAAUCAUGUCAGGAAGAUAGAAAGACAACAUCUUGCUGCAGUUCUUGAGGCUGGUCAGCAGGCUCCUGCUCUUAAUGAACUAGAAUGUUCUGAUGUUCCUCUGUCUCUUGAAAAUGGGAAUUCCGAUGGUUCCAAAGAUAAUGAACCAGAGACUCCAAUAGCUCCAAGUGCUGACCAAGUGGUCCAAGUGGAGGAGGAGAAUACUGAACAGGUAUUUGAUGCGGUGGAAAACCAUCUAAGUGACCAGGAUGAUGCUACUGAAAACAGUAGUGACAGCUGUUUCAAUAAUGUUCCUGAUGCUUUAAGUACAGAAAGUUUGCCUGAAGAUGAUGAGAGCUCUGCUAAAGAGUCACCUAUUCUGCAUAAAGUGAAUGGAGCUUUUUGCCCUCAGAAAGACAUUGAUGCUAUGGAUGAGGAAGGAAGCUUUAAGUGCCCAGCUAAUGGUUGCGCUAGAGUGUUUAAAAAGAUAAGAUUCCUCAAUAAACACGCAAGAAAAGCUCAUCCAACUGAUUUGAAGGUGCAGCAACAUAUAAUGAAAUGGAAUAAAGGAAAAUGCCGCUUCUGCCAGAGAAAAUUUGCUGAUUCCCAGCAUUUUAUAGAUCACUUGAAGAGGCACGUGUAUCCAAAUGUUUACUUUUGUUUACACUUUAAUUGUAAUCAGAGAUUUAAGCUGUCAACUGAGCUGGCAGAACAUACAAAAAGUCAUAGUGUUUUUAAAGCUCAGUGCAAUUUUGCAGAAUGCUGUGAGCUAUUUGAGGAGCUCCCUUUGCUGUAUGAACAUGAGGCUCAGCAUUAUUUAAAUAAAACACCAGAAUGUUCAGAAGAUGCAAGUGAAAAAGAUUCUUCAGAUGAUCCUUCAGAACUUUGUAGUUACCAAGAUGAUGAUGAACCUCUUAAUGAGAAAGACACUGUAGAUUUACCAGUUCCAACUUGGAAGUCAAGGAAGGAUUCUACAGAACCAAAGACAUACAUUCAAAGUGUUGAGAAGAAAGCAAAUAAUGUAAUUCACAAUGGAAAUGAAAGUUUAUCUGAGGGUAGUGCUACAGUUUUGAUAGACCAAAAGACACCUGUGUUACAGCCAAAUUCUGAAAACUGUAAUGUUGUUAGCGACCAACUAGUCAAUGGGCACAGUGAACCAGAUCAGACAUCAUCAAAGUCAUCAGAAAUACCUUUGGACAGAGUGGCAGAUGAAACAAGGACAGAAAAUGGGUCAGUGUUACCUGUUUUACAGAAUUGUAAUGAAGUACCACAAAAUAAUGCUGCUGCCUCACAAAUACCUUCUAAACCAAAUCAGCCAACGGAGAAUACUUCAUAUGGUGUCAUCUUAACAAAACCAUAUGUUAGACCAUUGCCUCCAAGUUACCUUGAUGAACGAUACAUUAGCAUGCCAAAACGUAGAAAAAUUUUGACUGAUAAAGUAGAUGCUCAUUCUGAACAAGAUAAAUUUUGUAGCAAAUCAACAGAAAGAUUUAGAUGUGGCAACUGCUUGACCAUCUACUGUAAUUCAGAAGCACUUGAGGCUCACCUUGCACAAAAGAAGUGUCAGACGCUCUUUGGAUUCGAUUCAGAUGAUGAAAGUGCCUGAUUCAAUGUUGUGGGAAAAUGUAUCAAACGAGGAGUGGUGUAAGAAGACACUACAUGAAGAAGCAUCAGUUCGUUUCCCAGUUGGCCUUAAUCAUAAAGCAGUCUCAAAUUACUAAAGAAAAACAUGACCGUGAUAAAGAUAAAGCACAUUUUUUAGACAAAACUCACGGAGGAAUAAUAGGAGCUCUGCAGGUCUUGAGUCCAGAAAGGUUGCUACAAAACCCCCAAAGUACCAGUUAUCCAAAAAGCCACGUUCAUUCCAAAUGUGUGAUUGAAGCUUAGUGGCACAGUCUUUCUAGCAUGAAGGUUUAAGGAAAAUAAGGCGUACAGUUGAGCAAGCAGAGAAAGCAGAGGUGUUAAUUGCCUUAUAGAAAUAAAACCAGCCAAUUCUGAAAGCUGCUUUAGUUGGAAAAUGUGUGAUUAAAGGAAAUCCAUCCAAACAGCUGGGAAGGAUUCAUUCAAGGUGUUACAUUAUUAUAAUAUGGAUAAGAAACGUGUAGAGGAACUAUGCAUUCUUUUUUCAAAGUUUCAGUAUGUGAUUCCAUUACCUGCUAAACAGCAUGGAACUCAUUUAAUAAACUUAUACUCAGAAUCCAAAAAGAGGAAUGUAGAAAGAAAUCGAAGAUGGAUGGAAUGCUCGAAUAGCCAGAAACUUGGAAGUACAGAGCAUGCAAGGAAGAGCGAGUUGGUGUGGUAUUAAGUGUGGAAGUUAUGCGCAGUGGAAACCAGAUGCAUGCAAGGGAAGCCCUUUUCAAGGCUAUGGUAAAUGUGCAUGUUAAGGAUGUCCUGUAAAACAUCUGUUGUAGGUGCAGGAAGACUCAUACGAGCAGUACAUGCACAGAUUGCGGGGAUAUUAACAGAAGCAGAUUGAAACAAAUACAGAAUGUGAAGGGGGUUAAGCUUGCAUUACAGGGCAGAGUUAAACUAAUUUUAUGCAAAUACAGAGGUCCUUCAGCUGCUGGUAUGUCUGAAAAGAACUUGAGAUGGAUUCUGUUUAAAAAAAAAAAAAGUUAAAAAAAUAGGCAGACAAAAGCAGAGUGUAUGUCAAAUUGGAAAAAAAUAUCAGGAAAAGCCGGUUUCACAUGUGAUACUGCUUAAUGGUGGUAGGUCACAACUCAGUACUGUAACUACUUAUUUACUGUCUAGAGGAAGGGAGAAAAUAUGUAUCUACUCAACUUUAAGACACAUUAUUACAACCCUAUCUAGUAGCAUCUCUUGAAAAGAUAGCCUUUUCCAGAAAUUAGUGAAGGAGUUAGACUUAAAUGUUAAGCACUUUAUCCAAAAUUCACUGUUCAUAGGAACAAUCAGAAUGUGAAGACAGGAAAUUUGAGUCACUCAGCUCUGUACAUAACAUUGGAAUACAGGACAUUUGGAAACCAAAAAGAUGCUGUUGUAGUUUUUGAUCUUCCCACCCCUGACAGAGGUGUGGCAAACAUGCAUACUGUCCAACUACUGUGCUAAUUUAUCCUCCGAUUUAUCUAACACUGCCAUGCCACCUAAAAAUGUUUUAUUUGGGAUCCUGUUCUAUGCGGGUAGCUGAAAAUUUUAAUGUGAUUGUAGGCAUAGAGGAUAUAGUGGUGAAAACUACAGAUGGAGCCAUCACAGACCUGUAGGACAGCAAAGACCAACCGUUCCUGCUCAGCUAGUUUGCUUACUGACUAGUUUAUCACAGUGCGUGUAUGGCAUAAUAAGAUGAUCAACUUGCUUAAACCAACAGAUCUGUAAAAACUAAUGAAGAAAAAAUCAAGAGGUACAUAUAAAAAAAUCUGUUUGUUGUAGCAAUGGCUCACACUUGCAAACCUAAGAGUUUCAUUGUAAAAUAGGCUGCUGAGUAGUUCUGGAACUUAAUAGUUCAGUAAUGCCUCUGCUAAUAAUCCUCUGUGAAGUUAAACAGAUAUCUGCAUUAAUUCUGCUUCCUUUUCUCUUUCUGGGAGGUAAAAAGAAUGCAAAUUCAAAAUCAUACUCUUUUGAAUUCUGGAAAAUCUUUGCCUUAACUUUGAGUUGGAUUAACAUAACACAAAAGGUUAUAAAAUUAUGAUCACAGGUAUGUGUGCAUUCCAUUAAUAUCGAUGACUGGCCCACUUUCAGAGAUCUGUGUGACAUUUGAGGCACCAAAGAAUUUUUUGCAGUUGCAAAAAAACUGACUUCAAUGCAUCGUUCAUUAUAUAUACAUAUGUACGCACACUAUAUAUAUAUUUACGUAUAUAAAAACAUUAAACGUUUUUAGACAUAAAAUUAAUGGGGACCUUAUCAGCCAAAUCCACUUUCACAUUUUUUGUUUUCAAGUUACCAACUAAUUUUUAAGGGCCCGGUUAUAAUUUGUUCCCAGGUUCCCCUUUCUUUGCUUAACAUUGUUAAUCUAGUUAAAUUUGUUUAAAUAUAUUUGGAAGGAAAAAAAAUAAUUUUGAAGUAUGACAGUUCUAAAAAUCUGAAAACUCAGCCAACAGAUAUGACAAAAAUGUUUGUGUAAAGUCUUCUAAAUGUACCUUUAAUCUUUGGUGCUUUUUUGCCUUUUCCUGGAGCUUCAUGUGUUUGAAGAUGCUUUAAAAACAUGAUUGAGACUUGUAUUUUCUUUGGUUUAAGUGUGUAGAUAAAUGCAUCUAUGUACAUGCAUAAACUGUGACCAUAAUUUUUUGUACCUGCAUUAAACUCAGUUUUGCUCAAA
Messenger RNA from Phalacrocorax carbo (great cormorant), 8558 nucleotides. Lineage: Eukaryota; Metazoa; Chordata; Aves; Suliformes; Phalacrocoracidae. The record is from RefSeq and is a predicted model, not a curated record.